CCCCUGCUGUGUUUUACGCUUGAAGCGGAGAGUGUGAGUGGAGGAAAGAGGGCAGCUUGAGGGCAACUUUUCGAGAGGAACAUCACCAAAAUAUCUUCGCGUGCUGAUCGAAAAUGGCUCAGAUAACGAGCGAAGGGGCCGAACAAGACUCUCAGCCGACGUCGGACCAAAACGGCACCGGUGAAACAGCAGAAACCGGCACAGAGGAACAGGCCGUGCCGGACCCCAAACAGGAACCGGGCGACAACAACGAGAACAGAGCAGGAAUGGACGUGAACAGUGGUCGUGGUGCGUCGGAGGAGCACGGGGACGACCCGUCUCUUGUUCCCGACGCCGACAAGGAAACCGCUUCCCCAGCCGAAAAAGCAGACAACGAUGCGGGGGAACCCGGUGUUAAACUCUCUGAACCGGGGAAAAGUCCCGUUCAGGGGAGUUUGGCGAGUAGCAUUGAUUCCGCUCAAGAGGGCUCCCGGGUGCUGAAACAAGAACAAAGAGAGGGGGAGAACGUGUCCUCCUCUCUGCCCACCGACCGCACAAAGACCGCGGAGAGAGCCGAGCACGGCACCAAGAGACGGGCCAGCGUGGAGCUCACCUCGUCGGAUGGAGAGCCGCUCAGCCGGAUGGAUUCAGAGGACAGUAUCAGCAGCACCCUGAUGGACAUGGAGAGCACGGCGUCCAGCGGUCGCUCCACCCCGGCCAUGCUCAACGGUCACAGCGGGGGCGCGGUGUCUGGGGGAGGCUCGGCGCCGGCGGGGGGGAAGUCUCUGAGCUAUACGUGCUGCUGGGAUCACUGCCAGCUGCUGUUCCCCAGCAGCCCCGACCUGGCCGAGCACAUCAGAGCCACACAUGUGGACGGACAGAGAGGAGGGGUGUUUGUGUGUCUGUGGAAGGGCUGCAAAGUGUACAACACACCAUCAACCAGUCAGAGCUGGCUGCAGAGACACAUGCUGACCCACAGCGGCGACAAACCAUUCAAGUGUGUGGUGGGGGGCUGCAACGCCACGUUUGCCUCUCAGGGGGGGCUGGCACGUCACGUCCCCACUCACUUCAGCUCGCAGAGUUCAUCCAAGGUAUCCAGUCAGGGCAAAGUGAAGGAGGAGUCUCCGUCCAAGGCCGGCCUCAACAAGAGGAGGAAACUCAAGAACAAGCACAGACGCUCACUCCCCCGACCUCAUGACUUCUUCGAUGCUCAGACCAUGGACGCCAUCCGCCAUCGAGCCAUCUGCCUCAACCUGGCAACACACAUCGAGAGCCUGGGCAAUGGACACAGUGUGGUCUUCCACAGCACGGUAAUAGCCAGGAGGAGAGAGGACUCUGGGAAAGUCAAGGUCCUGUUGCACUGGACACCUGAAGACAUACUGCCAGAUGUGUGGGUGAAUGAGAGUGACAGACUGCAGCAGAAGACCAAGGUGGUUCAUCUGUCGAAGCUGCCCACAGACACAGCUGUACUCCUCGACCCCAACAUUUACAGGAUGUUCUUCUAACACCUCAAGAGAAGCUCCACUGUCACUUCCUGCUAAUCAGACCCUGAGACGGAGGCUGUCUCCUCGUCUCUUCGUCUACACUCCA
This is a messenger RNA of Seriola dumerili (greater amberjack), 1569 nucleotides long. RefSeq names its product zinc finger protein AEBP2-like (gene aebp2). The coding region runs from base 114 to 1484 and encodes 456 amino acids. Gene Ontology annotation, cellular component: ESC/E(Z) complex. The record is from RefSeq and is a predicted model, not a curated record. Lineage: Eukaryota; Metazoa; Chordata; Actinopteri; Carangiformes; Carangidae. Gene Ontology annotation, biological process: regulation of transcription by RNA polymerase II. The transcript is spliced from 8 exons.